This is a messenger RNA of Polychytrium aggregatum, 1771 nucleotides long. Its product is annotated as major facilitator superfamily domain-containing protein. Gene Ontology annotation, cellular component: membrane. The record is from RefSeq and is a predicted model, not a curated record. Gene Ontology annotation, biological process: transmembrane transport. Gene Ontology annotation, molecular function: transmembrane transporter activity. The transcript is spliced from 4 exons. Bases 153 to 1604 code for a protein of 483 amino acids. Lineage: Eukaryota; Fungi; Chytridiomycota; Chytridiomycetes; Polychytriales.
CCUGGAAGCGACAGAGGCGAUCAGCUUGCGGACGGUAGCAGUCGUCCUUCUUCAUCGGCGGACGCUUCCUCGUCAGAGAGUGACAUAUCGAGCAGUCGUGCUCCAGCAUCAAUCUUCGCCAUCUCCAACGCCGCGACCACCGCCAUCGUAGAAUGAUGAGCCGGGUCGUUCAAUCUCUGCGAGAGGUCUCACCCCAGCAGGCCAUAUCUCUGGCCUCGGCCUUUGUGUUGAUGCUGACAUCGGGGUCGCUGUUUGCAUUCUCGUCUUUCGGAGACGACCUCAAGACGACUUUCCAGUACAGUGUGCAGGACCUCAAUGUCAUUUCGUCCGUGGGAAACACAGCUCUCUACCUGUGCUAUAUGGUUGUUGGACCCAUCUACGACAGCCGUGGAGCGGCGGUGACGCUGGGAAUCGGCGCCAUCACCUUUGGUGGUGGAUUCUUGCUGAUCUAUCUGUGCUUCAUCGGAGUCAUCUCGGGUGCGGCUGCGGGCUAUGGUCCCAUGUCGUUCUACUACUUUCUGUGCGGCCUUGGAUCGACAUCGGGGUAUGUGGCCGCCCUGGCAGUCAACUUGGCCAACUUUCCCAGCUCGCAGACCGGGCUCAUCAGCGGCAUCCUCGGGCUGUCCUACAGUCUGUCAGCCGUGCUCUUCAGCCAGGUCAAGGCCAACUACUUUGACAAGGACCCGGCUGGAUUUUUCAAGUUUGCGGCCAUCCUAGUCUUUGUUAUCCACGUCGUUGGCAUCUGGACGAUCCGAAAGUCACCGCAUCCGUCCUUGGUUGCCGCCACACAGGAUCGCCCAUCAGCCGCAAGCAAAGCAUCGCCGAGCUCAGCAUCGCAUCCAGCCGCAUCGAGCGCGGAGGAACCCCGGAGCAGCGUCCGGGCGUCGAAAGCUGGCCAUGCCAAUGCCGGGGGACUCGAAGGCAUGUCCAAGCUGGAGAUUCUGAUGUCGCCCAUCUUCCCGCUCUACGCCUUUGUGUGCAUCUUCCAGCAGGGCAUCACCUACUACAACAACAUCUCGACCAUCAUCCUGUCACUGUAUCCACAGUCCAGCACAUCCGACAUGGUGGCGCUGCACAUCACACUGCUCUCGGUGGCCGGAUGCAUCUCGCGGCUGUUCGUCGGGGCUGUUUCGGACAUCGUGGUCAUCUACUUCCGGAUCGAGCGGACCGUGCUGCUCAUCGCUGCGUCGGUCUUGACAUGGAUUCCACUGGUGGUGCUUGGUACCGCCGGGAACAUCAGCAAUGGCGUGUUGGUUGUGUGCUCGCUUCUCGUUGGUCUGGGCUAUGGCGCCCAGGGCACCCUCUUUUCGGUUCUGAUCGCGGACUACUUUGGACACCUGAACUACGGGACGGCAAGCGCCCUCGUGCUGCUGGGCGUGCCCGGCGGCGUGUUCCUGUCAAACAUGCUCUUUGGCAACCUCUACGACCAGGCCGUGCAAUCCAACUGUGUGGGGUCCAGUUGCUAUCGACUACCGUUCCUGAUCUUUGUUGGGCUGCAGUUGAUUCCGAUCAUCCUAAGCACGGCACUAUGGAUCAAGCGGCGCAAGCAGUUCCGCCGCAAGCGAUCGGUGCACGCCGCUCAGCCCGAAGACGAUGUAAUCUAAUGUAUGAAGAAGGGCCGGCAGCAGCACCGGGGAUGUGUGCAUCUGCGGACAUGCAUGGUGACAAGCCAUGAGAUUGAGGCAGGAUCUAUGCAUGUCACUCGCGCUCGUACUUGAGCUUCCGCUUGAGCUCCUUUUCUUGCUUCUCCUCCUCCCUCUUGCGCUUGUAG